Messenger RNA from Penaeus monodon (black tiger shrimp), 389 nucleotides. RefSeq names its product serpin B4-like. The transcript has a single exon. The record is from RefSeq and is a predicted model, not a curated record. Gene Ontology annotation, molecular function: serine-type endopeptidase inhibitor activity. NCBI's taxonomy places the organism in Eukaryota, Metazoa, Arthropoda, Malacostraca, Decapoda, Penaeidae. The coding region runs from base 39 to 314 and encodes 91 amino acids.
GUCGCAUUACCGUUCCCGACACCUAGGCUCUGGUGCGCAUGGGCAUUGCCGACUUAUUCUUCGGCCGAGCUGACCUCACAAACUUCAAGUCCGACGGCGGCCUCCAAGCCACGGACAUCAUCCACAAGGCAGUGGUGGAAGUGGACGAAGAAGGCGCUGAAGCAGCAGCGGCCACAGCAAUUUUUGUUGCGUUUUCGGCGAUAGCUAUUCCACCCCCGCUCGUCUGCUUCACCUGCGACCGCCCCUUCCUCUUUCUCAUCCGGGACAAUGAUAUCGACAAUAUCCUCUUCAUUGGGGCUUAUAGGCAGCCCUAAAUUGCAUAUCUGCAGCCUUCUUCUCCUUCUCCAUUUUCCAUUUCUUCUCCUUUAUUUCUCCCUUUUCUCAAUCGU